AUGACGGAUGAAGCUAACUCAGUGCCAAUGAUGAUGGAGGUAAACCAGGGGGUGGAAGAAGGUUUUGCUUCUUAUCAGCCAUCACUUAUGACUGAAUCUGCACCAGUGGUUGUGACCUCUCAAGCUCAUACUGGUGCAUCUGAUCAACUUCCACCGUUACCUUCCCCAAAAAAGAGAAAACCGACUAGGAAACCAAGUGAGGUGUGGAAUCACUUUGAACAAUAUCAAACUGGUAAUCCUUCUGAACCUAUUAGGGUUAUAUGCAAGGUGCCUAGUUCAAACCAAAAGGUCCUAACUUUUGCCAAGGACCAAUCUGGAGGUAUUAUCGCUCUUGGGGCAACAUGA
Molecule: messenger RNA, 345 nt
Organism: Prunus armeniaca (apricot)
Lineage: Eukaryota; Viridiplantae; Streptophyta; Magnoliopsida; Rosales; Rosaceae
Source: the annotation of a GenBank genome assembly